Molecule: messenger RNA, 1821 nt
Organism: Adineta steineri
Lineage: Eukaryota; Metazoa; Rotifera; Eurotatoria; Adinetida; Adinetidae
Source: the annotation of a GenBank genome assembly
AUGGUUGGUUUUACAAUGUUUCAACAUAUCGAUGCACGUUUGCAGCAAAUAAUAAGAACAAAAAAGCCAUUUGGUGGAAUAUCAGUCAUGGUUUUAGGCGAUUUCAAUCAAUUAAGACCAGUUGGGGAUAAAUACAUAUUCCAGUUUAAUAAUUCAUAUAAUGCUUUAGUAGAUAGUUCAUUAUGGUCACUAUUUGAAUUGUUCGAAUUGACAGAAAUAAUGAGACUAAAAGAUGAUAAAACUUUUGCCAUUGCGUUAAGUAACUUAGCUAAAGGAACGAUGACAGCUGAAUAUAUUCAUCUGUUACAGUCACGAAUUGUUUCAACUGAAAAUUUAGAAACGAUUGGAGAUGCAAUAAGAAUAUUUAGAAGUAAUGCUGAAGUUGAUGCAUAUAAUAGAAUAGUAUUGUCUAAGCUCAAUACCGAAGGUGCAAUCGCUAAUGCUUAUGAUUAUUGUGUUGGUGAUGGACUUCCAUCAAUAAGAGAAAAAGUUCUAAACAACGUAAAGAAUCUGAAAACAACUGAAACGUACGGCUUACCACUUGAAAUUGAUUUGAAAGUGGGCGCUAAGUAUAUGAUGACAGUGAAUAUCGAUACUGAAGAUGGUUUAGUAAAUGGUGCUUGUGGAAAAUUGAUAGCGAUUGAUUAUGGAAAACUUCAAAAGACAAAUGAAACAGUUCCAUGUCGACUAUGGAUUAAAUUUAAUGAAGAGAAGACUGGGCGAAAGGCUAGAGCUAACUUUCACAACGUAAUGCGAAACAGAAAUAUUGAUCUCAGUCUCACACCAGUUGAACCAGUAGUACGACAAAUAAAUACAAGAUCAACUAAUUUCAAAGUAGAACGUAAACAGUUUCCUUUAGUUCCUUGUGAAGCUAUGACUAUAUAUAAAAGUCAAGGUGGUACUUAUGAAAAAGUUGUUGUCAAUUUAAAGAAAGGGAUGACAAGAUCUGAAUUAUACGUCGCUUGUAGUCGUGCAACAAAAUCAAUUGGUUUAUAUUUAAAUGGCGAUUUUGUUCCACCAAAACCACCUGAACCUAAAGAUGCAGUAGCGAUGAUGUUUAAAAAUAUGAGAUCUAAACGAAUGCUCAAAUUUUCACUUGAAUUUCCUGAAGAAUCUCAAGAAGAACGAUUUUUCGUGAUGUUUCAUAAUGUACAAUCGUUGAAUAAACAUAUUUUCGAUGUCAGAUCUGAUAAAACAUUUUUGUCUGCUUCCAUGAUAAGUCUUGUUGAAACAUGGACAAAACAUAGUGACUCAUUGGAGAUUGAAGGUUUUAAAAUCAUUCACAGACGUGAUUGUAAUGAUAUACGAAAACCAUUCGGUCAAAUUACUUAUUUAAAAAAUGAUUUGACAUAUGAAAAUAUCACCGAAAAAUAUGAAUAUUCAGGCAAAAACCAUAUUGAAUAUUCUUCAAUAAAAAUUGAUGAUAUUUGUAUUAUUUCCGUUUACAAUUCACCUAAUUCAUCAUUUGAUGUCCUAAAGCGACAUAUAAAUGAAGCGAUAACUAUUUCAAAAGGAUUUUAUGAAAAUAUAAUUGUCGUUGGUGAUUUUAAUAUAAAUUUGAAAGUCAAAACCAAUAACAAAUUUAUUGAAUACAUGAAAUCAUUCGGAUUUAAUUUGAUUAAUAAAUUAAAUAAAAGCUCAACUAAUGCAAAAACACAGAUUGAUUGUUGCUUUACUAAUGUGAAAGGCUUAAAGUCUGAUUAUUUUGAAAGUCUUACAAGUUUUCAUAAACCAAUAUGGAUAAGAAAACAUGAAGUUUUGAGUAAGUUUCAUUUUGAUGAAACCGAAGACAUUCAUACAAAUACACUUCAAUAUCGAUGA